AUCCAGGGAGCAGGCUGCGGACAGCAGGAACAAAGAACAGCCGCCCGCUUGCGCGUGAAAAACCUGCUUCACUCCGGCUACGCGGACACAUUUACACUUAUUUUUUGUAUUAAAAAAAAAAGCACAACCCGGUCGCCGGGUUAGUGACUCUCCCCGGUCCGGGUUUUUAUUUUUGGGGGGAUAAAGGAAACUUGGCGUCGUGAGCGUUUUUUUUGUUUUUUUGUUUUGUUGGUAUCAGGUCGCCCUUUCUCCAAACGGUUUCCCUUUCGGAUGUAACGUUCCGGAAGUAACCGCGGCCGACCCGUGCCCCGUUUGGCGAGAUGCUGGUUCCUCAACGCGCCCGGACGGAUUAAGAGGUGAGCUUCACGGUCUUCAGAGAAAACCUCAGUGCCACCGCUUCAGUCGUCAUCUCAAAACCCCGGAGCCGGUCAACGCCGGCGUGUUGGAUGACGUCGGCGCUGACCGAUGGACGACUUUGACCCUCAGUCCUGUGGUGACGGCGGCGUGCGGCUCCCCCUCCCGGCUGAAGACGGCGUCUUUCCACCCAGGACCCACGGCGUCACCACUGCGCCCAUGAGGUAGCGUCAGGACCUAGCCCCCCCUCGUCACCGCCCCCCCCCCCCCCCGCCCAGCCAUGGGCCAGAAGAUCUCCGGCAGCAUGAAGUCGGUGGACGUGCGCGGCGAGCCCUCGUACCGGCCGGUGCGCCGCGAGCUGCGCGGCCCGGACUUCUGCCGCCCCCCCCGGCUGGACCUGCUGCUGGACAUGCCGGCCGCCGGCGCCGAGGCCCGGCUGCGCCACGCCUGGAACUCUGACGACCGCUCGCUCAACGUCUUCGUCAAGGAGGACGACGCGCUGACGUUCCACCGCCACCCGGUGGCGCAGAGCACGGACUGCAUCCGCGGCAGCGUGGGCUACGCGCGCGGGCUGCACGCCUGGCGCAUCCACUGGCCCGCCCGGCAGCGGGGCACCCACGCCGUGGUGGGCGUGGCCUCCGCCGAGGCGGCGCUGCACUCGGUCGGCUACACGGCCCUGGUGGGCGCCGACGCCGAGUCCUGGGGCUGGGACCUGGGCCGCAACAGACUGUACCACGACGGCAAGAACCGGCCCGCCGCCACGCCGGCGCCCACGUACCCGCGCUUCCUGGAGCCGGACGAGUCGUUCGCGCCGCCCGACUCGCUCACCGUGGUGCUGGACAUGGACGAGGGCACGCUCAGCUUCAUGGUGGACGGACAGUACCUGGGCGUCGCCUUCAGGGGCCUGAAGGGCCGCCGGCUGUACCCCAUCGUCAGCGCCGUGUGGGGCCACUGCGAGGUGUCCAUCCGCUACGUCAACGGACUGGACCCGGAGCCCCUCCCCCUCAUGGACCUGUGCAGACGAGUCGCCCGAUUGGCUCUCGGCAGGGAGCGCAUCCAUCACAUCGACACGCUGCCGCUGCCGCAGACGCUGAAGAACUACCUCCAGUACCAGUGACACCCCCCCCCACACACACACCUACACACACACACACCUACACACACACACACACACACACACCUACACACCUACACACACAUACACACACACCUACACACACCUACACACAGACGCGCGGGACGAAGCUCCCCGUGUUCUCGCGGUCGCCUCCUGAACUCUGAUCACAGCCAUCAGACAUCUGCUGAGGACGUUGCCGUCGACGACGAACAGGCGGAGAAGACGACGACGGUGCCGCCGCAUGGGGGGGUCGAGGGGGCGGGGCUUCCAAUCUGAAUGUUUUUAUCUUAUGCGCCUUAUUGUUAUGAUUUUUUUAGGAAUCUUUCUACUUGGCAGACGGGGGGGGGGGGGGGGGGUUGCGAUGGAGUUUUCCCGCGACUCCAGCGUAAUCGUCCUCCUCUCACGCAGUGGUUAUUUUUUGGGGGGGUUGACGGCUUAACCUGCCAACUUUUCCGCACGCACGCCGUGGAAGCCUCCUCAGGGGAAACAACAACAACAUGUUGGUAUUUAUAUUCCCAACAGCACAGCUCUGUGGAGAGGCAACUACCCCUCCAAGCCCCAGGAGAGAGAGGGAGGGCGAGUGAGAAUGGGAGAGAAGGGAAGAAAGUCGACGUGUGUGUGUGUGUGUACGUGUGUGUGUGUGCAGCACACAUGGAUUACCUCCAGUAUCUGUUGGUGUGGAGACAGAGACUCUUUAGUUGGAUGACGAGUUCACCUGCUUCGUCUAGUUUGAACCUUCUCUCUCCUCUCCUUUCUCUCCUUCUAUCUCCCCUCUUCCACUCUCUCUCUCCCCUUUAUCCUCUCUCUCCUCUCUCCUUUUGCUCUCUCUCCUCUCUCUCCUUCUAUCUCCCCUCUUCCACUCUCUCUCCUCUCCCCUUCUCCUCUCUUCCUCUCUUCUCCGCUUCCCUCUAUCCUCUCUCUCCUCUCCCCCUCUCCUCCCUCUGAUUGGAAGCCUCCACCAUGUUUGGACUCAGAGGACUGUGGCUGCUGUUACUCUCCAUCUCAUCUAACGUUGAUAGAAAUUGAUCUAAAGGUGUGUGUGUGCGUGUGUGUGUUUGACUGCUAAUGUGCCUGAGACACACACACACACAAAAAGCACACGUCAACACGUGUCAUGUCACAAAUAACCUCUCACACACACACACACACACACACACACACACACACUGUCUUUAAAGCUGCUUUCCAUCUCUGUAUUCCUCCCCUGUGUGUUUUUAGUUUUUUCAAUUAUUUUUUUUAAUGCCUGAUUUACUUUUUUAAGAUUCUGGUUUUAGGAUUAAUUUUGUAUGCAUUUUCUGUAUUUUAUUUCCUUCCUUCCGGAGGCGUCUGCGGGUUCGUCUCGUGGGCAGAACGCUGUGCGGCCACGAGACUUUUAAAUGUGAAUAAAGUGGCUAAACUCUC
Molecule: messenger RNA, 2872 nt
Organism: Pseudoliparis swirei
Lineage: Eukaryota; Metazoa; Chordata; Actinopteri; Perciformes; Liparidae
Product: SPRY domain-containing SOCS box protein 4-like
Exons: 4
Coding region: 635-1471 (278 amino acids)
Biological process (GO): proteasome-mediated ubiquitin-dependent protein catabolic process; intracellular signal transduction
Cellular component (GO): SCF ubiquitin ligase complex
Molecular function (GO): protein binding
Source: RefSeq, a predicted model, not a curated record